Raphanus sativus (radish) is the source of this 641-nucleotide messenger RNA. RefSeq names its product defensin-like protein 11. Lineage: Eukaryota; Viridiplantae; Streptophyta; Magnoliopsida; Brassicales; Brassicaceae. The coding region runs from base 116 to 376 and encodes 86 amino acids. The transcript has 2 exons. The record is from RefSeq and is a predicted model, not a curated record.
GAAAAAACUCUUUGGUCAACGAAUAUGUCUAGUACAUAGAUAACCUCUCCCCAACCUCAUAUUCCUAAGCUCAUUUUCAUUGAACUAUAGCUAAUAAGCAACAAACAAAGAAAAAAUGGGGAAGAUCAUCAUCAACCUCUCUACCCUUCUCCUCGUAUUCUUGUUGGUUUCUACAGGAUUAAUGGACAAGGGGGAAGCGCAAGGGUGUAAGUGGGAAUGCAAGGGUCUUCCAAACUUCAAGUGUUGGUUGGGUACUGCCGGACACAAACUUUGCAACGACUUUUGCAUCAACGAAGGAGCCGCAAAAGGCGAGUGCGUCUCACACCCCGCCUCUAACUCCCACGCUUGUGUCUGUCGCAAGCCCGGCUGCUCCUAAUUUUAUAAAUUUCAACCCCUCAGCACACGCGUCAUUACGUAUGUCUCACUCAUAUGUCCCUUGCAGCCAAGUUGUUGUUAUUAGGGGUUGAGUUGAAAAAAAAAAACUUUUAUUAUGAAUGGUUGUCGUGAAUUGUGAUGGAUUUCCUUUUUAAAAUAAAAUGUUGUGGUGUUCAUGCAACCCUAGUUUAUACUAUUUAUGUAUGUGUUUGUACUCUGUAUCCAUAAACACGACGUUGAUCUUUCUCCAAAAUUGUUUGCUUUUA